CCUCUAAAUUACCAAUUUUAUCGUCGGUCUUUCUACGGAAAUUAUGUGAUAAGCACACAAUUGUUUUGCAACAAGGAGCCCCGUUGUCCAAGUUCCACACGGGCACUUCAUCAUUUCUUACGGCUCGAAGCAAGCCGUGAGUUUUCUUCUGUAUCAUCGCCAUUCAUCGCGUGAUUGCUUGUAUAACUUAAGCAUUUUUCUAACAAAAUAUAGUACAAUGUCUGUCGCCAACAAGAUGAAGCCUACUCUGGAAUCGCUGGAAACCAUUCGCCGUGGGGCAGGGAUUCCGAUGCAGGAGGUUAUUGGAUUGUUUCCUUUCUUCAUGCAAAACUUGGAUGCUGUCAUGUUCGAUUGUGAUGGUGUCCUUUGGAUGGGAAACAAUCCAAUUUCUGGAGCACAAGACCUUGUCAAAAAAUUGAGAACUAUAGGGAAGAAGGUAUUUUUCCUUACCAACAAUUCAACCAAGACAAGAGAGGAGUUUCUGGAAAAGUUUAACAGUCUUGGAUUUGAAGCUACGUUGGAUGAAAUUGUAGGGACAUCCUACCUGACAGCGCUUUACUUGAAGGAGCAGAAUUUUAAAGGAAAAGUGUAUGUGAUUGGUACUACUGGGAUCACUCGAGAGCUAGAGAACGUGGGCAUCGAGUCACUGCCAAUCGGACCGGAUCCUAUGCCAGCAGAUAUGCAUACGUGGGUGUCUUCCUUGAUUCCAAUUCCAUAUUUGGACCCAGAGGUUAAGGCUGUGGUUGUCGGAUUUGAUCAUCACCUGAGUUUCACAAAAAUGAUCAAGGCAGCCAGUUAUUUAAGGAAUCCUAAUUGUCUUUUCGUGGCUACGAACACCGAUGAACGUUUUCCAUCGGGACCGGAGAUUGUCAUGCCAGGUACUGGGUCAAUCGUCAACGCCGUCAAAACUGCGGCAGAACGAGAACCUUAUGUAAUGGGGAAACCAUCUCCAAUGCCUUUUGAAUUUGUAAAACGUACUCAUGACUUGGAUCCUAAAAAAGUUCUUAUGAUUGGUGACAGAUCCAACACAGACAUCUUGUUCGGUAAAGACUGCGGCUUGUGGACACUACUCGUUUUCAGUGGUGUAACAACUUAUCGAGAAAUAGAAACAUGGAAAGUGUCGGGCAACGCUUAUGAAAAGAAGUUAAUUCCGGAUUUUUGCUUGAAUGGGGUUGAAAACUUGUUGGCACUGAUAAACAAGCAUGGAGAAGUGGUGCAUAAUGCCAACGAUAAUUAACAAUCUUGGAUGAUCUAGUCCUUUCCAAAAAUGCUGACAAACGUAAAUUAACUAAAUGGAUGUGCAUUCUAUGUAACUACGUAGAAGAAUAAUAAGCUUUAAACAGAAACUCGAGAUUUUCAUAUAAUGUUUGUAACUUAUGCUUGAAUAAAAUGUGAAAUAUAAAACGAAAAAUAAAAGGCUGCUGUAAACAUGA
Molecule: messenger RNA, 1433 nt
Organism: Folsomia candida
Lineage: Eukaryota; Metazoa; Arthropoda; Collembola; Entomobryomorpha; Isotomidae
Product: glycerol-3-phosphate phosphatase
Exons: 9
Coding region: 218-1237 (339 amino acids)
Cellular component (GO): cytoplasm
Molecular function (GO): phosphatase activity
Source: RefSeq, a predicted model, not a curated record